Messenger RNA from Gordionus sp. m RMFG-2023, 2385 nucleotides. RefSeq lists its product as uncharacterized. The transcript has 7 exons. NCBI's taxonomy places the organism in Eukaryota, Metazoa, Nematomorpha, Gordioida, Chordodea, Parachordodidae. The record is from RefSeq and is a predicted model, not a curated record. Gene Ontology annotation, molecular function: protein dimerization activity. The coding region runs from base 1 to 2385 and encodes 794 amino acids.
AUGAUAAACCCAAAUCUGACCUGGAAGGACAUUAAGCUUAAUUUAUUAGGUAGUAUAACAUCAUAUUUAAGACCACGCACCAAGCGCAGAGAGUGGCUCACUUCUUCAACAAUACAAAUAAUUAAGAAUCUUACAACAAAUAUACACCACCAAUUCGCAAGACAUCAUAGGAUGUACAUUACUCACCGCAUAAGGGCUGACAAAAGACUGUUUAUUGCUAACUUAUCAAAUUCUAUACAUAUCAAUUUUGAUAAUGAUAAUAUUUAUAAGGCCUUCCAAUCUCUUAAACUACUCACCACCUUUAAAACCAAUCCUUUACCAAGACUACCCUUAAAUAACAACAAGAUUAUAACUGACCCUAAGGAACAAUUAGACCUAUGGAUAGACCACUACAUGAACCUCUACAGAACGAGAUGGCCUAGACCUAGAUGUGACUACCCCUUCCAAUCACCCAGUCAGAAUCUGAACAAGUCCGAUAUAGUCGGUGCCAUCAAACGUCUAAAAAUGCAUAAAGCUGCUGGAGCUGAUGGGAUCUUUGCAGAACUCUGGAAGAUAGAGGUAGACCUAAGUGCCAGCUUACUACUUCCCCUCUUUAGGGAGAUUUGGAAUACGGGUAAGUUUCCUGACGAAUGGAUGACAUCAAUUAUACUAAACUUCCCUAAAAAUAAGUCCCCAAACUGCCUUAAGGAUUACAGAGGAUUAAACCAAUCAUUAACAGGUUACUUUCUAACGCUAUCACAUCAUACAGGAAUGGCAUACUACGAGUUGACUAUGGCACUUAAGGUCAUUCUGGAAAAGGCCAGAAUGCAUAAAUCCCCCAUCUUUGCCCUAAUGAUUGAUUUAAGUCAAGCCUUUGACUCCAUAAUUCAGCAUAAGAUAUGGCCCUUGCUGGAAAACAUUGGAAUAGAUAAGUAUCUGAUAGCGCUAAUUAAGAUAAUUUACGACAAUCAUAGCGUAGUUCCUCAACAUCUAAAUAUGAAAUCACAACCUUUUAGAGCAAAUAGGGGCCUCAAACAAGGAUGCAUCUUUUCACCGAUUAUUUUUAAUGUAAUAAUGAAUGAUAUCCUAAAUAAAUCCCUUAAACAGAAAUAUGCACUCAACACAUAUUACAGUGAUCAACAGCACUUCAAUGAUAUGCAUAACUCUCUAAACUUUCUAUGUUAUGCCGACGACGUAUGUAUUCUAGCAAACUCAGAAUACAAAUUAAGAAAUAUUUUAUCAUUAUUUGUCAAUAACUGUGAUGGAUACGGUUUAAGAGUUAACUACACAAAAACCAAGUUUAUCACCUCAAAUACCGACGCGAGUAACUUAAACCCCUUUAACUUUGAGGGUAAUACGAUAGAAUUAGUGUCAGAUUUUAAAUACCUAGGAACCAGGAUAACAUCAGGCCUCACUUUUUUAGAUACGAAAUCGAGAACGAAUAAUGCUAGACUCCGCUAUCAUCAACUGUCGAAAUUAUGGUCAUCCAACCAAAUAUCAACUAAUUUAAAAAUAAGACUCUUCAAAAGAAUCACCAAAACGUAUUACCCAUACAACAUAUCAAGUACAACGCUCUGGAAUAGAUGCGACAUCCUACCAAUCAAUCGUCUCAUACCCUUGAGGAGACUAGAAUUACUAGGCCAUAGCUUAAGACACUCUCAGGAAAAUAUGAUAUUCUCGUCCUUGAAAUGGUGCCCCGACGGUAGGAAUAACACUCCUAAAUACUAUUGGUUGGCAAAAUGUUUGAAAGAUAUGGACCUGAUUAACCUCUCGUUUGCAGAUUUCAUGGCACUCAGCAAAAACAAGAAACACCUAAAGGAACAUUUACAAUGCAUCGACGAUAACGAUAACAAUUACGAAACUAUUAGUUGUAUAAUGGACAAUGAGAAAGUACACUGGUUAAAUAAUAACGCAAUAACUCGGACGAACCCAAAUAUCAUUGGCACAGCACAUACAAGAUCUACAGGACAUACGAUAUUUGGCAUACCGAACAACAAACAAGAUGCAAGUUUGGAUUGUGAAAUAAGGUGGAAUAGCACCUACCAAGAAAGGGGCUUAUUGUUAAAGCCUGCUAUAAAAAAAUUAGUUAAUGAAGUUAUAACUAAUAUAAUUCUUCAAGAAAAACAAUUAUCAGAGGAGGAAUGGGACGAUAUUGUAAAAAUUAAAUCUAUCCUAUUGCCUUUGUAUGAGACUACAAAUAUGGAUGAAAGUCAACAAAACAGGCUUGACAUUGUUUUUAAACAAAAUUAUGUUCAACUAUGUGAAAUCAAUUUUUACCUGAGUGAACCAAGAUCAAAGAGUGAUACUGAUCCAUUAAUGUGGUGGAAGACAAAUGCACAUAGGAUCCCCAUACUCUCAAAAAUGGCAAGAGAUUAUUUAUCUAUACAAGGAACAUCAACUGCGUGA